Messenger RNA from Ilex paraguariensis (yerba mate), 4974 nucleotides. NCBI's taxonomy places the organism in Eukaryota, Viridiplantae, Streptophyta, Magnoliopsida, Aquifoliales, Aquifoliaceae. The record is from the annotation of a GenBank genome assembly.
AUGAUUUCUGUUGGAAGUAGGGAUGGGAGGGAGGGGAUGGGGUUAGGUAUUCGUGUUGCAAGAGAGAUGGACGAGACUGGGCUCGAAGAAGGAGAGGCUUGCAGUUAUGUGAAGGAUGAUGAUUCAACCAUUGACCUCGAUGUUGCUCUCUCUUAUCUCGAUGAGAAGCUUCAAGAUGUUUUAGGACAUUUCCAAAAAGAUUUUGAAGGUGGAGUUUCAGCUGAGAAUUUGGGGGCAAAAUUUGGAGGGUAUGGUUCAUUUUUACCUGCGUAUCAGCGGUCGCCUGUCUGGUCUAAUCCAGGGACUUCGCCGAAAGUUCAUAUCCACAAAGCACCCAGAUCCCCAAAUAUUUUGCAACUGGAGGGUGUUCGCCAUAACUCUGUUGUUUCAUCAACUGGAUCUGUAUCGGCAACACAUGGACCGGCUUCUGUAAAUGUUAUUGCAAAAUGUGAACCUGUCAACAAAUCUGCUAACCCUUCUGACCAGAAAACUCUCAAGUUUCGAAUCAAAAUGUGUUCUGAUAAUUUUCCCACGAGAAAAAAUGCCGAAAUCUAUAGUGGACUUGGCCUUGAUAUAUCUCCAUCUUCUUCGUUGGAUGGUAGCCCCAUAGAUACUGAAGGGUUGGCACAUGAGCCUCGAAAUGACCCAGAUGAAUCUCCUUCUACUAUACUUCAGAUUAUGACAUCAUUUCCAGUUCUUGGGGGCCUGCUGUUGUCCCCUCUUCCUGAUGAUCUCAUUGAAUUGACUAAAAUGGGAAAACUUCAGGGGGAGAGUAGAUCUGGAUUUGUGCACAAGGGAAGCCAACAAAAUUCUGUGAUCUUGGUGAAUAGUUCAGAUUCUGCAAGCAGCGAUCGAAGAGUUUCAGGAGAUAAAAAAUCAAAAUCAUUUGACAAAAAUGCCAGCUCAAUGGAAUUGAAGAACAGCAGUGUUAAUGAUACUCGAAAUGCUGUUGAUGUUCCGCUAAAGAAGGAAGCAGAAACCGACAAAUUGGAUUGUGAGGAACUUGCUUCUAAUGCAAAUAUUCCGCUUCUAUACAGUUCAUAUUGUAAUGGUGUUGACUUUGGAAAAGGUACUGCUAGGGCCAUUGAUAUCUCAAGGGUAGCCAAUAGAGGAGGGUUGACUGACAAAUCCUUUUUUGAUCUAGCAGAAGAAAAACCCUUGGAACCAGUAUCUACCCAAGAGAUUAACCUGCCUGAGAAGUUCAAUGGAAAGGUUAAUGCAGAUGGAAAGAAUUUGCAAAAUAAGAAGGCAAGUUUUCAGAAUGAUGAUUCAGUUCACCCUAGGAAAGAAGGCAAUCCCAAAGCAGAAAAAAGUGAUAUAUCAGUUAAAGCUGACUCAAAUAUCUCUAAGAGGAGAAAAUCUCAAAACAGUGAACUCAUUGAUCCUCAAAAACAGAAGGCUGGUCAAAAAGAUAUAGUUCGUGAAGAGAAUGUUAUGAAACUGACUCCUGGAAAGGAGCAGUCAUCUUCUGGGGGUAAAAAGAAAUCAAAAGGAAGUCUGGGUCAUGGUGCUGAAGGUGCCGAGGUUCCAAAAAAUGAUUUGAGGAUUGGUGCUUCAUUAGUGCACAAGAAUAGGAAGAGCACUCAUACUGAUGCUUACUUUUCUAAAAGUGAACUGGAAUAUCUCAGAAAAGAUUACCGAAAGUCCAGUGACAGAUAUAAAGUUUUCUUUGGGGACCUAGAAUUAGAACAGGGAGAUAAUGAGAUGGCUUUGGAGGAAAUGUCUUCAUCAGACAGGCUGAAGCACUCUGAGGUGGUUGAGAAAAGCAGAGUUGAAUUUAACAGCACUUCAAAAGAUAGACUAAAUGGUGAAAAAAUUAGCAAACCAUCUACAUCAGAGGUGUGUCCAAAAGAAGCUUCAAAUGUGGCUCCUCUCACCGGAAAUGGGCCCAUUGCUGAUUCAGCUCCUGCAACGGGGGCUCCUCUGGUCAAUGAAGAUUGGGUCUGUUGUGACAAGUGCCAGAAAUGGAGGCUUCUUCCUCUUGGUACAAAUCCUGACAGCCUUCCCGAGAAGUGGCUGUGUAGCAUGCUUAACUGGCUGCCUGGAAAGAACCGUUGUAAUGUGAGUGAAGAAGAGACAACAAAGGCUGUAAUCGGCCUUCACCAAGUCCCUGCUUCUGCUUCUGAGAAUCAAAUUACUCAGCAAGCUCAUCCUGCCGGGGUUUUAUCAGGAGCAUCCUGGGCUGAUGCUCGGAAUUUUGACCAGAGCCACCAAAAUCUUGGUUUAGAUUCUUUGCCCACUGGUGGAAAGAAGAAACAUGGAUUAAAAGAUGUAACGAAAUCAACUAUCAGAGAUGGCACCACAGAGUGUUCAAACUCCACGAAGAAGAUCCUUCAAGAUUCUGUUGAAAGUCGAAGCUUAAACGGUGUGACCCUCUCUCCUCUUUUGAAUGAAUUUGGCUCUCAGCAUUUGGGCCAGUCUAGUAGCUUGGAGGGACAAAGACAGAAGCAGAAAGGGAAAAAUAAACAACUUGAAAACUAUUCUGAUGGAGGUAAUUCAAAGAACUCAAAGAAUAGAAACAAGAGGGAGACUGAGAAAGAUUGUUUUGAAACUUCUAAGAAAGUCAAAAAAGAUAGUGGUGGAGAUGUUUCGAAGGGGGGUCGCGGCUUAAGCAGUGGUUUGUUAUUUAAUGUGUCGUUGAAGGAUCAGCACAAGUAUAAUGACCAUUCUAAGGCCUCAAAGAGUGGUGCAGAUGAAAACUUACUACUUUCUGUAACAAAUCCAGAAGACCAAAUUCAGAUGGCAUCGGAUGAGGGUUCUCUGCAUGUGGGAAAAUAUAAUGGCAAAGAUGCAUUGAAGAAGAGAAAAGUAAAUGAAUGUCAGGAAACGACUAUUGCAGGGCAUCAUCUCCAGGACAGCAGGGAUUUUAUGGAAGGAACCAAUGAAAAUGACCAUAGGAAGGACAAGAAAGCAAGGGUAUCCAAGUCUGAGGGGAAAGAAACCAGCAUAAGCAAAGGCACUGGUAAAACAGACAAAAAGGGUAGAAGGAUGAAGGACCAACAACUGGGGUCCUAUAAAAGGGACCUGGAAUCAGCUGCCACUUCAAGCUCUUCUAAAGUUUCUGGCUCUCAUAAAAAGAAGGCCAAUCUCCAUGAAGUGAAGGGCUCACCUGUAGAAUCAGUUUCUUCAUCUCCUCUGAGAAUGUUGAAACUAGAUAAAUUUACAUCCUCAAGAGGAAAUCUGGAGGGAAAAGAUGAUUCUCGGGAUGCUGGGUUUUUUGCCACUGCUAGUCCAAGAUGUUCACAUGGAGAAAAUGAGGGGGGAAAUGGAUCAGGAAUUGUCAGGAAGGCUGAAACUUUCACUGCCAUCCAUUGUGGGUCCCUAGGGUCCUCUGUGCUUGAUUUUCAUAACAGGGAUUUUAGUUGUGCAUCAGUUAGUAAAGCUAAGACAGAAAUUGUAUUUUCUCCUGAAUUUGCAACUCACCAUAUUUCUAACGGUGAUCCCGAUACCUUCAGCCAAGCUACUCAAUACGGUAGCAAGCCACAGAAUUCAGAUCAAUGCCGCAAUGAAGAGAUGGGGAAUGGCAAUCACUAUCAUGCUAAUGGGUCUCGUUCAAGAAAGUCGGCGAAGGGUUCUUCUUCACGGUCAAAAGACAAGAGUCGAGGUUUCAGAUCUCAGUUUGACAAGGGUAAGGUCAAGACUUCUAAAUCUUCUAAUGAAUAUAUAGAUAACAUACCCUCCCAUGAGGAAAAAUUGAAGGAUGAAAGAAACAAGUGUCCAGAGAAAUUUGGGACUGGUUCAGAUAAGAUUGAAAAGAAUUUGAUCUCUAAGAAAGAUUCUACUGGAAAACUGUUUAGUGGGGGCGAUAAAAGACAGAAUCAGUCAGAAUUUGGAGGGCAUGUUGGUUCAAAUGUUAUUGUCAGCCAGGAUCUUAAGCAGAAUCUGUUUGACCAUGAUAGUGAAAGAUCUUCAAAGAGGUUCCCUUCUGAUCAAACAGGACAGUUGUUAGUCUCUGGGGGAGGGAAGUCACACUCAUUGCCACCUUCUGGUAGAGGUCAAAUUGAGACCGUGAAACGUUGUCCUCAACCAAUUCCUGGAUCUCAGAAAGAAAAUGGCACAAUUGUUUUGUCUGUUCAUGCUUCUGAAGGUGAUGAUGCAUUGAAGGCACCAAAACAGAUUAAGAAAGCUGAGAACCAGAAUGGAAUCCAUCCCAGUAAUUCACGGAAUACCACACCCAAUGGGAACAAGGUCAGGGAUCUUGAUGCCCCAAGUCCUCUUCGAAGAGAUUUCUCUAGUCAGGGAGCUACUAAUGCUGUAAAAGAGGCGAAGGAUCUUAAACAUCUAGCUGAUCGUCUUAAGAAUUCUGGAUCAAACGUUGAAAGUACAGGUCUUUAUUUUCAAGCAGCACUCAAGUUUCUCCAUGGAGCUUCUUUAUUGGAAUCUUGCAACAGUGAGAGUACCAAGCAUGGUGAGAUGAUUCAGUCGAUCCAAAUGUAUAGUAGCACCGCAAAACUCUGCGAGUUUUGUGCCCAUGAAUAUGAGAAAUCCAAAGAUAUGGCUGCUGCAGCUCUGGCCUACAAAUGCAUGGAGGUGGCCUAUAUGAGAGUAAUUUAUUCCUCACAUACCAUUGCUAGCAGGGAUCGGCAUGAGUUGCAAACAGCUCUACAAACAGUUCCUCCAGGUGAGUCUCCUUCUUCCUCCGCGUCCGAUAUUGAUAACUUGAACCCAGGAACUGUGGACAAGGUUGCUGCAGCCAAGGGUGUUACUUCUCCUCCAGUUGCUGGAAAUCAUGUCAUUGCUGCACAAAACCGUGCCAGCUUUGUACGGCUUCUCAACUUUACGCAGGACGUCAAUUUUGCAAUGGAAGCCUCCAGGAAAUCACUAAUUUCUUUUGCAACUGCAAAGUCUAGAAUGCAAGAGGCCCAGUAUAAAGAGGGCAUCUCCUCCGUUAAAAGGGCUCUUGAUUUCAAUUUCCAAGAUGUUGAGGGAUUACUGCGUCUGGUACGACUUGCUAUGGAAGUCAUUAGCCAUUGA